Messenger RNA from Stylonychia lemnae, 1179 nucleotides. Lineage: Eukaryota; Ciliophora; Spirotrichea; Sporadotrichida; Oxytrichidae. The record is from the annotation of a GenBank genome assembly.
AUGAGCAAAGGUCAAGCACAACAACAAAGCGCAUUCAAACAACUCUUCACUGAGUUCUUCAACCUAGGCGGUGACUUCAGCAAGGUCUCCAAGGACUUGAAGAAGCCACUCAAGACCUACGUCAAGGAAUCUUACCCCCACUUCCUCGUUACCGAUGGAUACUUCUUCGUUCAACCUCACUUCACCAAGGAGGCCGUCGCUGAGUUCCACCAGAAGUUCCCCAACGUCAACAUCGUCGACUUACACGAUAAGGUUAUUGUUAUCAACACCUGGUCCCUCGAGCUCAGAAGAGUCAACUCCGCUGAGGUCUUCACAUCAUAUGCUAACCUUGAAGCCAGAUUGGUUGUUCACUCAUUCAAGCCAAAUCUCCAAGAGAGACUUAACCCAACCAGAUACCCCGUCAAUCUCUUCAGAGACGACGAAUUCAAGACCAUCAUCCAACACUUCCGCCAUCAGGCCCUCCAAUAAUCCAUUGCCAAGAACACUAAAUAAGAGUCACUUCCAGAUAUCUCAAAGCUCUCAGGUGCUGAUGCUGCUGGCAAGAAGACCAAGGUCGAUGGAGGUAUUGUUAAAACCGGUGCUUCCAAGGGUGACGAGUUCGCAGACUUCUCAUUCAAGGAGGGCAGCACUGCCGUUCUCAAGAUCCAAGACAUCUUUGUCCAAGAGAAAGGCAAAGAUGCUCUUAAGAGAAUUCAAGAUGCUCAAGUCGACAGCGUUCAAGCCCAACCAAAGGUUAAGGGAGGUGCUAAAGGCAAGAAGAAGGCCGCCACCAAGUCAGCCACCAAGAAGACUGUUGCUGCCAAGAAAACUGCCGAGUCUGCUGACGUUAGAAAGAGCGUUGACAAGAUCGUUAAAUAUACUCCUAACAAGCCAUCAAGCAGAAAGGAGACCCCAUAAAAGAGCCAAUCUGCUCCAGCUGCUGGCAAGUCAUCAGCCAAGAGAACCACCACCGGCUCAAAGACCAAGAUCCCAGCCAACCCAUCCCCAAGCGGAAAGAAGUCAACCAAGACUACCGAUCAAAUGACAAUGGCUCAAUUCAAGAAAUACCUCGACUGGCACGAAAAGAAGAAGGGUGGCAAGACCUCUUCAGGUGGUAAAGUUCUUGGAAAGAGAAGCGCUGGAAAAGCCUCCGCUACCUCAGGCAAGGCUUCAAAGGCAUCAAAGAGAUCCAAGAAAUGA